CACUGGCUGCUCUGAAAAGCCAUCUUUGCAUUGUUCCUCGUCCGCCUCCUUGCUCGCCGCAGCCGCCUCCGCCGCGCGCCUCCUCCGCCGCCGCGGACUCCUGCAGCUUUAUCGCCAGAGUCCCUGAACUCUCGCUUUCUUUUUAAAUCCCCAGCAUCGGAUCACCGGCGUGCCCCACCAUGUCAGACGCAGCCGUAGACACCAGCUCCGAAAUCACCACCAAGGACUUAAAGGAGAAGAAGGAAGUUGUGGAAGAGGCAGAAAAUGGAAGAGACGCCCCUGCUAACGGGAAUGCUAAUGAGGAAAACGGGGAGCAAGAGGCUGACGAUGAGGUAGACGAAGAAGAGGAAGAAGGUGGGGAGGAAGAGGAAGAGGAGGAAGAAGGUGAUGGUGAGGAAGAGGAUGGAGAUGAAGAUGAGGAAGCUGAGUCAGCUACGGGCAAGCGGGCAGCUGAAGAUGAUGAGGAUGACGAUGUUGAUACCAAGAAGCAGAAGACCGACGAGGAUGACUAGACAGCAAAAAAGGAAAAGUUAAACUAAAAAAAAAAGGCCGCCGUGACCUAUUCACCCUCCACUUCCCGUCUCAGAAUCUAAACGUGGUCACCUUCGAGUAGAGAGGCCCGCCCGCCCGCCCACCGUGGGCAGUGCCACCCGCAGAUGACACGCGCUCUCCACCACCCAACCCAAACCAUGAGAAUUUGCAACAGGGGAGGAAAAAAGAACCAAAACUUCCAAGGCCCUGCUUUUUUUCUUAAAAGUACUUUAAAAAGGAAAUUUGUUUGUAUUUUUUAUUUACAUUUUAUAUUUUUGUACAUAUUGUUAGGGUCAGCCAUUUUUAAUGAUCUCGGAUGACCAAACCAGCCUUCGGAGCGUUCUCUGUCCUACUUCUGACUUUACUUGUGGUGUGACCAUGUUCAUUAUAAUCUCAAAGGAGAAAAAAAACCUUGUAAAAAAAGCAAAAACGACAACAGAAAAACAAUCUUAUUCCGAGCAUUCCAGUAACUUUUUUGUGUAUGUACUUAGCUGUACUAUAAGUAGUUGGUUUGUAUGAGAUGGUUAAAAAGGCCAAAGAUAAAAGGUUUCUUUUUUUUCCUUUUUUGUCUAUGAAGUUGCUGUUUAUUUUUUUUGGCCUGUUUGAUGUAUGUGUGAAACAAUGUUGUCCAACAAUAAACAGGAAUUUUAUUUUGCUGAGUUGUUCUAACAAAAAAAAAAAAAAAAAAA
Molecule: messenger RNA, 1220 nt
Organism: Rhinopithecus roxellana (golden snub-nosed monkey)
Lineage: Eukaryota; Metazoa; Chordata; Mammalia; Primates; Cercopithecidae
Product: prothymosin alpha-like
Exons: 1
Coding region: 180-512 (110 amino acids)
Biological process (GO): negative regulation of apoptotic process; positive regulation of transcription by RNA polymerase II
Cellular component (GO): nucleus
Molecular function (GO): histone binding
Source: RefSeq, a predicted model, not a curated record